This is a messenger RNA of Cuculus canorus (common cuckoo), 2671 nucleotides long. RefSeq names its product solute carrier family 35 member B2 (gene SLC35B2). The transcript has 4 exons. Gene Ontology annotation, cellular component: Golgi membrane; endoplasmic reticulum membrane. The record is from RefSeq and is a predicted model, not a curated record. The coding region runs from base 169 to 1425 and encodes 418 amino acids. Gene Ontology annotation, molecular function: 3'-phosphoadenosine 5'-phosphosulfate transmembrane transporter activity. Gene Ontology annotation, biological process: transmembrane transport. NCBI's taxonomy places the organism in Eukaryota, Metazoa, Chordata, Aves, Cuculiformes, Cuculidae.
GCGGGGUCCCCGCCCGGGCGCGGGGUGGGGAGCGGGCGAUCCCCAUCCUGAUGGAGCUGCGGGAUCGACCCGAGGCUAUUCCUGCUGCCCGGCUGACGGGCGGGAGGAGGCGGGAAGAUCCCGAGUUCGUGAUUUUGACUUCCCUUUGUGUUGGUUUCCCUCCCUACAAUGGCUACGGGUGAAGAGAUCCCCCUUGGUCUGCAGGACUCAUGGGGGGACUUCUGGCUCUUCCGUUUCUUUGUUAAUGCUGCUGGCUAUGCAAGUAUUGUGGUGCCGGGAUUCCUCCUCAUCCAGUACUUCAAGAGAAGGAACUACCUGGAGACAGGCCGAGGCAUUUGCUUCCCUGUCAUCAAAUCAUGCGUGUUUGGCUCUGAGGCCAAGUCUGUACACCAGGACGAUGGCUCCCUGCCACCUCGAGCAGAAUCCACAGAGUCCUCUACAGCCCGACAGGUCUUCAAACUGCUCUUCUGCGCUGCUGGUCUACAGGCCUCCUACCUCACAUGGGGUGUCCUCCAGGAGCGUGUGAUGACAAGAACUUAUGGUGCCACUGAAACAGACCCUGGUGAGAAGUUCAAGGACUCCCAGUUCCUAGUGUUCAUGAACCGCAUCCUGGCCUUCACGGUGGCUGGUCUGUACUGCGCCCUAACCAAGCAGCCACGCCACGGGGCUCCUAUGUACAAAUACUCUUUUGCCUCCCUCUCCAACAUCCUCAGCAGCUGGUGCCAGUAUGAGGCACUCAAAUACAUUAGCUUCCCCACCCAAGUGCUGGCCAAGGCCUCCAAAGUGAUCCCAGUGAUGAUGAUGGGCAAACUUGUGUCACGCAAGAGUUAUGAGUACUGGGAGUACCUGACUGCUGCUCUCAUUUCCGUGGGGGUCAGCAUGUUCCUGUUAUCCAGUGCUCCCAACAGGCACGUGUCCACCGUCACUUCUUUCUCAGGCAUUGUCCUCCUGGCUGGCUACAUAAUCUUUGACAGCUUCACCUCCAACUGGCAGGAUGCCCUCUUCACCUACAAGAUGUCUCCCGUGCAGAUGAUGUUCGGUGUCAACGUCUUCUCCUGCCUUUUCACAGUGGGCUCACUCCUGGAGCAGGGUGCCUUGCUAGAGUCAUUACGCUUCAUGGCCCGCCACUCAGAAUUCACGGCCCAUGCUGUGCUGCUCUCAGUGUGCUCUGCCUGUGGCCAGCUCUUCAUCUUCUACACUAUCAACCAGUUUGGGGCAGCCGUCUUCACCAUCAUCAUGACACUCCGCCAGGCCUUUGCCAUCCUCCUCUCCUGCCUCAUCUAUGGGCACACUGUUACAGUUGUGGGUGGGCUGGGAGUAGCGGUCGUCUUCAUGGCCCUCUUCCUCCGUGUCUAUGCCCGCAGCCGCAUGAAGAAGCGCAGUAAGAAGCUCCCACCAGGCGAGUCCCCUGUACAAAAGGUCUAAGGAGCUGAGGCCAUGGUAUUGAAGCCGUGCCUGCUGUCCUACCUCCGCUUGGGGGUGCUUGCUUGAUUUCUCAGAACCCGCUGAGGAGCAGGGUGAGGUAUGGCUAGAAUGGACCAGUGACUCACUUUUCCACCUGCUUUUCCUGGGGAAGGGACUGGAACAAGCCCAGAGAAUGCUCCGGGCUGCCCCAGCUCUGAAACCUUUCCGUUUGCCUUAAUGGAUCAAGGACUUCUGGUCAAGACGUGGGCCUGGGAGGCUCACAUACUGAGGGAGAAACGGCAUGGGGCUGCUGGCACUCUUGCCCCAUCUGUGUCUCGUGGCUUCUCUCCAAAGUCACUGAUGAACAAGGGAGCUCUCUUCACUGGCACUGUCUUGCCUCUGGCUAAUGCUUCUCCAUUCGUCACUACUACAGAGCUCAGCAGGAGGAAAGGGCAAGCAAAACACUAACUUUCUUUUUGAAACACCUUGAUGUGAGACAAGUCUUAAGCUGAGCCUGUCGCAAGGUUAGGGGACUUCUCAGCCCUGCUCCCAGCAGGUGCUCCAGGUAGGACAGGCACAGCUAAGGAAAGGACUCCCAGUCUGUCUUGCCCCAUGCCUGGGAUCUGUCCUGGAAGGGCACUGCAGUGAAAGCUGGUACGUCCCAGUCUGGUUUUAUCAAUUCCUUGCUUCUGCUCCAAGACACUUUUCUUCGCUUCCCUUGGCCCAGGCCAAUUUUUACACAGAGACUGAGGCUGGCCGGUACAAUUCCCAAGACUUGCUGAGUUGUUCUAGGUUGCUUUUUGGUUACAUCUGCUGCUGUUGUACAGGCCAAAGGCUGCGCUGCCCAGAAGCUCCAGCAUCACCUCUGAGUGUCUCAGUGCCAUGGUUUCUGGGCUUUGUAGUUGCCAUUCAGAGAAGCACAAAUAGCCCCUCUUCUUCCUGCCAACUGGAAGCAUCAGCCCCAGCUUUCUGGGGGCCCAGCAGGAGCCCCACUGUGCCUGGAGGGCUGAGAGAUGGGGCAGAGCCCACUUGCAGUGCCUUGUUCCUGCUCCACAGGCAGCAGGGUAUGGAGCGAGUGGGCACCCGCUCCUCAGGUAUCAGGGGACUGAGCUGUGCAAACUGCUCUUCCCCAGAAGCCUGGGUUUUACUGGUUAACCCAUUUCUCCUCAACACAACCUGACUGUCAAGCCAGCAGGUUUUGGUACUUUUGAAAGGCGACUUUUUUCGGAUUUUAUUUUAUUAAAUUAAAAAUAUGCUGCAUAUUGUG